This is a messenger RNA of Cherax quadricarinatus, 1770 nucleotides long. The record is from RefSeq and is a predicted model, not a curated record. NCBI's taxonomy places the organism in Eukaryota, Metazoa, Arthropoda, Malacostraca, Decapoda, Parastacidae.
AUGCACAACUCCAAAUUAAACUCGAAAGAUUUUUGUGUUGUUAGAGAAAAGAGCUAUGCUGCCUCAACUUCUUCCGAAGUCAGGCUCGAACAAAUAGGGGAAACCUGUAAGGGGGUGACGGAACGGCACUUGGACUGGCGGAGCCGAUUGUCUGCCCUGGGACUCACCUGCGCAGAAGUUACUGGUGAUACCGAGCACGACGACAUAUCCGUCAUCAGGAACUCUCAGGUGGUGCUGACGACACCGGAAAAAUGGGAUUCCCUCACCCGCCGCUGGAGGGACCACGCAUCCGUUAUGCAGGCUGUUUCUCUUCUCCUCAUUGAUGAAGUACAUUUGCUGAACGAUGAGAACCGCGGACCCACUCUAGAGGCUGUCGUGUCCCGCAUGAAGACCAUUCGAUCCACCCGACCCAACACGGAUAAUAGCAAUGUUGCCCUCAGGUUCAUUGCUGUGUCUGCGACGAUCCCCAACAUAGAAGAUGUGGCGGCCUGGCUCUCGGAUGAACACGGUCCCGCGGUAGCACACAAGUUGGAGGAGGCUCUGCGACCAGUGAAGCUUCGCCAAGUUGUACUAGGAUAUGAGAGCCGGGAGUCCUGGAGUGAGUUUCGCUUUGACCUCUCCCUCAACUACCGCCUCCCAUCCGUCAUCAGCACUUACAGUGAUAACAAGCCAACCCUGGUCUUCGUGUCGACCAGGAAGGCUGCACAAUCAACUGCGACAACGCUGACGAAGGAGGCGCGGCUGGUGAGGGACUCUGCCCACAAACAGAUACUAAGCGCUGUCGCCAAUUCCCUCAGGGACAACAAACUCAGAGAAUGUGUGUUGUGUGGGGUUGGAUAUCACCAUGCCGGACUGGAAACCACUGACCGCCAUCAACUUGAAGAACUCUUCAUGGACGGCCAACUUCCCGUUCUUGUUGCCACCAGCACCCUCGCCAUGGGUGUGAACUUGCCGGCGCACCUGGUGGUGAUAAAGUCGACGGAGCAGUACGUGGGUGGCGCCUACCAGGAGUACUCUGCUGCCCAGCUGCUGCAGAUGAUGGGUCGCGCUGGCAGGCCUCAGUUCGACACCCACGCUACUGCUGUCAUCAUGACUAAGAACCAGCACAAGGUGAAGUAUGAGAACCUGGUGACGGGUCGCUGCAUCUUAGAAUCCCACCUUCACCUGCACCUCAUCGAGCAUCUGAACGCUGAGAUCGUGCUUGGUACAGUGACGGACCUAGGUGUGGCUGUGGAAUGGCUCCGCUCAACCUUCCUGUAUGUGAGAGUCCAACACAACCCACGCCACUACAAAAUCCCACAAAACCUCCAGCAAGCCCAACUUGAAGACAAGCUACAAGAGAUGUGCAUGCGAGAGGUGAACGCACUGGCCCGGGCGGGACUGAUUGUGAUGAACGAAGUAGAUGUGAAACCUACCCCGCCUGGACGACUUAUGGCCAGGUAUUGCGUCUCCUUCAACACCAUGGAGACCUUCAUACAGAUGCAUGGAGAAGAGAGUUUAAAGGAGCUGUUGGAGACAGUGUGUGGGUGUCGAGAGUUCUGGGACAUCAAGGUACGGACGUCUGAGAAACGAUUACUUAACGAGUUAAACAAGAGCCAGACGACGUCCAUACGCUUCCCCAUUAAAGGCAGGAUCAAGACCAGAGAGCAGAAGAUCAACUGCUUGGUACAGGCGACGUUAGGGUGCCAGACCAUCCUAGAUCCUGGACUAAGUCAGGACGCAAACAAGAUUAUGCGCACCGGACAACGCAUCACCAAGUGUAUGUAUUAG